GAAGCAGUCAUUCUCGUUGAGCUAUUCUUCCAGAAUAUGUUCCCUCUGUCGCCCAUUCUAACCGACUUCUACAAUAUACCCGAAAACCACUACUGGCUUGUGACUCAGGAACCCAUGCUUUGCUGCACUAUAUUAAUGAUCUCGUCAAGAUACCAUGUUCUACCUGGAUUCGGUGGUACCUCCCGAGCAUACUCCAUUCACAAUCGACUAUGGCAGCACUACCAGCAUCUCCUCCUCCGCAUCAUGCUAGGUCAGGAGAAGCUCUCAAAGGCAAAGACAAGACAUGUUGGUUCGAUCGAAGCACUUCUCCUCAUGUGUGAAUGGUAUCCACGGGCACUCAACUUUCCCUUGGAGAAUGAUGGAUGGGACUCAGAUCUGAUUCUUACAGAGCCAGACCUCAGAGAUCCUCCGGCGUCAGCGGAAGAGAUACCCAUGUCUGAUCGCUGGAAGGAAGAUGUCGUUGAACCUACUAGACGGUCUGACCGGAUGUCGUGGAUGCUAGUGAGCACUGCGCUGGCAUUGGCUCAUGAGCUAGGUAUUUUUAGGAGUGACAGUGGGAAGAGGAAAGAUGAGUAUGAUGUGACUGGUAUGCGGUCGGACGCAGGCACCUAUCUGCAACAAUUAGAGUGGAGACGUCGUCGUCUUCCUUCUCUAUUGUAUGUGUUUGCAGGUAUGCUUGCCUCCCGGUUGGGGUGCACGCCUCUUGUCCCGGAGAUACCAGUAGUCGACGUGUCUGAGGGUAUCACGGAUUGUUCAUGUGUGGACGAUGAAUGGAUGCAUUUCAUGGCAUCAUGGGUUGAUUUAACCCGGUUGGGUAAAGAUAUCACAGACACACAUUUCCCAUCAAUGCCCAGGACCGGUGAUCCGAUGACGGACUGCAGGUCCUCACAAAAUUGGGAACGUAUGCUCUACCGCUGGCAGGUCAGCCGGCCAACAUUGAACUCUCAUCUGGAAUCUAUCCUGCACGUCGAAUACCAAUAUCUGCAAGUGUUCACAAACUCCAUCAAAGUCCAAUCGCUGGUCGAAAACAUCCUCAAUUCACCUACCCAGUCUGCGACCACUGACCGCACCUGCAUCGACGAAGUCAUCAAUAGGUCGACCGAGAUCCUGCAAUGGUUACUCAUCCAACCCAGCAUUCAAUACCUCCCAAUUCGCGUCUUCCUACGAGUAAUCAGUUCAUCAAUCUUCCUCAUGAAAGCCCUGGCGCUAGGCGUCCGAACCACACAGCUUCACGCAUCAUUACAUCUCCUUGAGCAGACGAUCACUACCCUGCAAUCAACCCCAUUAGAUGACAUGCAGCUCAUAUCACGAUACGCAGCCCUAUUACAGAUCCAUGUUUCUCGUCUGCGACAGACCUUCAUGACCUCAGCGCAGGAGAGGGAGAAGGAUGUUCAAUCGGAAGGUCAAGAGCAUAUCAAUUCUCUAUCAUCACCGGGACAGACGGAACUGGUGCAAGGGUCGCAUGACCCUAUGCUAGGGCAGCUGGAUGAGAGUGGCGAUGAUUGGCUUUGGUUGCCGAUAGAUCCUUUGAUGGCGCCCUUUGGCGCUUGGGAUGAUAGCGGUCAGUUGGAUUACGGAUUGGACUCGGCGCAUUUGGAUUUGGAUUUUAUUUGGAACUUGCCGCCAUGAAGUGAGG
Molecule: messenger RNA, 1636 nt
Organism: Aspergillus pseudonomiae
Lineage: Eukaryota; Fungi; Ascomycota; Eurotiomycetes; Eurotiales; Aspergillaceae
Product: transcription factor domain-containing protein
Exons: 3
Coding region: 37-1629 (530 amino acids)
Biological process (GO): aromatic amino acid catabolic process; positive regulation of transcription by RNA polymerase II
Cellular component (GO): nucleus
Molecular function (GO): DNA-binding transcription factor activity, RNA polymerase II-specific
Source: RefSeq, a predicted model, not a curated record